UAACGUGUGGGAGAAAUUUGUCAAAUCGCAUGAAAGUUUAAUGGGGCUAUAAUGAAGUUUCCCCUAAAAAAUUCUUAUAUCGCGUGUUGGGUUUAAAUCAUGUUAGAUUCAUUUAAUUCAACUUAUUAAACUCCUAAUCUAUAAACCACUAAUUUAUUGGCAAACCUAAUUGAAAGAACCCGUUUAUAAUCCUUCCAGAAGCGUGAAGAGGAUUUAGAAAGCGUGUGUAUUAGCAUUGAUAACGACGGCCGCGUAGCAAUCCAGCCGGCAAAAAACUGGUCAAUGUUCAAUCCGGCCUUGAACACGUAAUCCCCUCGCUAUUUCGAAUUUAAAUUCUUUUGUUUCCAAAGAUAAAAGCCCGUAAAUGGUGACAGCCUUGUCAAUAAAUCAUUAGAAGCAGCCAAUCACAGAGAAACAACUAGUGCUUUCCUAUUGGGUUUCCUUUACAUUUUCCUCACCAGCAUCCUCCCAAGACAAUUUCCCGGAAGAAACCAAUUCAAACAAUAACGCUUCCGUUUUGAUUCAUCUUCCACAAUAAAAAGCCCCCCAAUUCCCAGUUUUCUCUCUCACACACGCAUGGCGGCUCUGCAAGAAAAACCAUUAAGGGAGGAGCAUCGAGAAGGGGAAGAUAUGGAUGAUGGCAAUGAAGAGGGCGUUUCGGGUGGUGGGUGUGGGUGUGGGUGUUUUCGGCUUCUGGGUAUCGGAUGGGGGAAAAGCAAUGAAAAAGAAAGCAAAUCUCUGUUGCAGCCAAAAACAGAGCACAGGGAGACAUGGUUGAAUAAGAUAAAGCAGACUACAGAAGUAUUGGGAGGGCCCAAGUGGAAGAAUUUCAUAAGAAAGAUUGGCGGAUAUUGUGAUUUCAAGAACAAGAACAAGAAGAAGCAGAGGAAUGGGUUUCAGUAUGAUCCACACAGUUAUGCUCUCAACUUCGAUAAUGGGUUUGAUAGAGAAGAAGAAGAAGAAGAAGGCUUGGUUGGUCACGACUUCACCUCGAGGUUUGCUGCUCCUUUUCAAGAUGAAAAGCGCCCAACCAGAUUGUGAUUCUUUUUUUUUUUUUUCCCCUAUAAAUUGGAUCUUGAUGUUGAUGAUGAAUUGAUGAUUUUUUCCAUGAUUGCCAUCUUUUUUUUUUUUUUUUUUUCUUCAUGUUUGUCCAUAGUCUUUGAUCAAUCUCAUUGUCUUUGUGGAAUUUGGUCUAUGUGAAGAAGUUUGAUUCCAAUAUUGCCAUUCCAUUCUAUUUAGUAGGAUAUGCUUAUUGAUUUGCUAUAAAUGAGGGGGUACUAUGAAAUUCAGGGUCGACAAUUUUUGACAAUACGAACUUAACAUAAAAAAAUUCUAAUCAGUUUACUUAAAUGUCAUAUCUCGACAUGACACGAACAACCAAACACACAAACACAAUCUAGCAAAUAUUUCUUUCAAAGCCUAAAAAUUUUAGGCUUUUUAGACGGCAAUAACUGAAAUUUAUAUUUAUAUCUAGGUAAUUUUCUUUU
Corylus avellana is the source of this 1487-nucleotide messenger RNA. RefSeq lists its product as uncharacterized. Lineage: Eukaryota; Viridiplantae; Streptophyta; Magnoliopsida; Fagales; Betulaceae. The record is from RefSeq and is a predicted model, not a curated record.